Molecule: messenger RNA, 1914 nt
Organism: Gavialis gangeticus (Gharial)
Lineage: Eukaryota; Metazoa; Chordata; Crocodylia; Gavialidae
Product: zinc-binding protein A33-like
Exons: 1
Coding region: 378-1424 (348 amino acids)
Molecular function (GO): protein binding
Source: RefSeq, a predicted model, not a curated record
ACUGCAUUUGGUCUGCAGAUAACAAGAGGACUCUGGCCUCUGGAAUCCCCUAGCUGGUGUCAGGAAAAAUUGAAUGCAGGACCCUCCCAUUGCUUUCAGGGAAACCAAAAGUAACUCAUAGCCAAGACUUAGGAAACUGGAACUUGUCUUGAAGCCAGCAGCAGGGCUCGGCUUUGCUGUGGGCUGGUUCCAGUGCAGCACAAAUACCAGUAGUUAUUUAUCAAGGAGGAAGGGCCCUGCUGGGGUGUAGGCAGAUCCAGCUAUAGAGGCACCUGGAGACAGUAAGGCAAGAAGUGAUAUCAUCAAAUGUAGAGGCGGGAUUGCUAACCUCCCACUGCAGGAGCUGAAGAGACAGAGAGAAGGCAGGAAGCUUCUCCAUGGAGGCUUCGAAGACGGACCCCGGGGAGCAAGGUGGUGGCAAGAGAGUGGAAGACGUGGUCUCUGAGUUCUUGGAGGCUAACCAAGAGGCAGAAAAGCUUUGUUGUCACUACAAGGAGGGGAUCCAGGCUGUUCAGAUGAGCCUGGAGUCCCUCCGAGAGAAAGUCAUGGGGCAGUUCAAGGAGAUGCACAACAUCCUCUAUGCUGAGGAGCAGUCAGUGAUGGCCAAGAUUAGCCAAGAGGAAGAGCAGGUAGUUGGAGGUCUGGAGAACAAGCUGAAGAAGAUCACUGAGAGAGCAGCCGAUGUUUUGGAAAUAGUGGAUUACCUGGGCCAGGUGAGAGAGUAUGAUGAACACCUUGCAGAUGCGGCAGGGAGCCAAGUAGACCAGUUCAAGGCAGAGCUGAAGGAGCACACAGAGGAGCUGAGUCUCAGCAAGCCAGCAGGCCUUUGCAGCCCUCCUCUGAUGUAUGCUGUCUGCAGGAGGAUGCUGGGACACGCUAUGCAGUCUGUGCUGGAGAGCCUCACCCUGGAUCCACGCACAGCUCACGCCCAUCUGGAUCUUUCUGAAGACUUGAAAGCAGUGAAGCUGGGACCCCGCUCCCACGCCAUUCCCAAGGAUCCCCAGCGCUUCCAGCCCUGUCUGUAUGUACUCUGCUCCCAAGGCUUCUGCUUGGGCAGGCACUACUGGGAGGUGAGUGUUGGGAACAAAAGCAACUGGGUAGUCGGGGUAGCCAGCUACAGAGUCAACCGCCAGGCGACAGAAGAGCUGAUCCCAGAAAAUGGCUACUGGGCCCUUCGGAAGCUGCCAGGUGACCGUUACUAUGCCCUCUCCUCACCCCCAGACCGCCUGACCCUUAACACCAGACCCAGGAGGGUGGGCAUUUGCCUGGAUUAUGAGUGUGGUAGGGUUGGGUUUUAUGAUGCCCAUAGCAUGGCUAAGAUCUGCCUGCUCCAGGGCUGCUUUCAAGGCAUGCUGUACCCUUUCCUGUGCCCUGGGUUGGUGCUGUCUGAACAGGACCAUGAACCUCUGAGGCUGUGUGACUGAAGCAAAGGGAGGCAUAUCUGGAGACCCCUGCCCAGAUGAGUCCCUUUUCUGCUCUUUGAGGAGCAAACAUGGGUCUGGGCCUGCAGCGAAUAGGACUCUUGACUAAAUGAAUGCAAACAGCAAUGCUAAGACUACAAGCGGCUCCUCACCUUAUCCCCCUGCAACUCUUGGCGAAGAGAUGUUAUGCCAGGCAUUUUGGUUCCCUGCACGCUACAGGUCUGUCAUUCCUGCACUUGUGACUAAUACAAGUCUCUUCUCUCAGCCACGGUGCCAAUUAAACUAAUGCACCAGAACAGUGGUGCCCGACUUUUUUCCUCUUUGUAGCAGACGGACGGCGCUCAGAGCAUCCGCAGGCCAGAUCUGGCUGUGCGCUGGGGAAGUGGGAUGUGGCCCAAGCCCAAUACAGCCAUGCUCGGAAAGGAGGUGUGGUCCAGCAUCAGUGAAUUGAAAAUUUGGCAGUGGGGGAAAGGCAGCAGUAUGACUUGUCACU